Molecule: messenger RNA, 896 nt
Organism: Papaver somniferum (opium poppy)
Lineage: Eukaryota; Viridiplantae; Streptophyta; Magnoliopsida; Ranunculales; Papaveraceae
Exons: 2
Coding region: 150-464 (104 amino acids)
Source: RefSeq, a predicted model, not a curated record
UAAAUUCGACCGUUAUAUUCUCAACUGUUUCUUAUUUAUACUCAUUCUUUAUCCACUUUCAUUUUCUCAACCAGCUCUAACUAAUUUCAAUAUUUUCUCUUAUCUUUAAUCUCCAUUAACCUUAAAACCAAAAUUAAGAAAAACCCAUCAUGGCUGCUGUUGUAAUGAAAAGUCCAACAAAAGGAUUUGAUGAGAUGAUGACUUCAUUCAACAUGAAUGAAUUAAGAACCAAUCUCCCUCAAAAAAGAGGAUUAUCAAGGUAUUAUUCGGGGAAAUCUCAAUCAUUUACAUGUUUAUCAGACGUGCAAAGUAUUGAAGAUUUGAAGAAACAACAAGCACCUGAUCAGGCAAAGAAAAGGAAGAAAUACCCAGGGGGAGCUUCAGCAGCAUCAAUGGUUCCUCGAUUUCCUUGUCGAAGAGUUGCGAGUUCUAACCAUUGUGCUCAGCUUGUUAUAGGUAUUUGAUUAGCUAUACAAACCCACGCAGCAUCAAUGGUUCCUUCCCUCGAUUUUAAUUCCUUGCUGUCGAGUUUCAUGCUUUAACCAUUGUGCUGAACUUGCUAUUGGUGUUUGAUUAGCUAAACAAACCCAGGCAGAUCGAAAAGAUGUUAAGAAGAGAAAUGUCCCGAACAAGGAUCUUUAAAAUUUUGUACAAAUUAAAAUUAAUUUUGGGAUUUUGUUGAAAUCUUUUGUAUAUUAAAAUAAACUUUUUGUUUUUGUUUUGUUGGAUUUCUUAAUUAUGAUCAAUUUUGUCCAAAGGUAAGGAGGGAGAGUUUUGGAUGAUUGUAAUUUGUAACGGACAACUAUUUUCAGAAUGUUAACAAUGUAAUGGAAUAAGGAACAACUGAAUUUCCUUACCCCCAUUAUAAAGUUCAAUGGAUGUUGCAUUAUGAUUCA